CCUGUACCAACCACCGAGCUACCACCCACUUCUGGGCAUAGCAUCUAUGCCUCAGCACUGCGUCUCAUAGACAUCACAUCCCCAGUGUUACUUCCUCCCUCAUCUCGUCCUUCAUGCGGCGGUAGUCAAGCAACUUGUCUUCAUCUUCCCAUUCGUAAGCAGUCCAGCGACCCAGCAGCAGUAGCACUUGUCGCUGCUGGCUGGCCGCAAGGAUGUCGGCUGCUACCGCAAGAGGGGUGCUGUCGACGUCGAGGACGGUCUGCACCCCGCAGUGGCGUGGCAAAAGGCUAGUGAAGCCGCCGAUACACCUGCCUCGAGCAGCAGACCGAGGAGGUCUGACUGUUGAGGAGAUCCCUCACGCAGAGACAUCUGCUGCAGGAGCCGCACGGUAUCAGCGUCUUCACAGCUUUGGCUCUAUCACUCCAUCACCAAAGCAGAGUAACGCACUACUCGCUGCCAGUUCACAGCGCUACUUUUCAACUACAGCGUCCGGAUCGCGCCGCCUUCCAUCCUUCAAUACCCACGCCAAUACCACUGCCGAGGCCAAAAGUAGAGCUACCUCUAGAUGGAACGCCCGCAACCUUCGCUAUGCCGAUGAUGUCGGGUGGAAGACUCCGGCAGAUCUCGCCAGCGGUACCUCUGCCAGCGACUGGAAGGGCAAGCAGUCUAUCCUUCCCAAGUGGUUGGGGACAGAUAUGGAUCGAGAGCUCGUACGCCGUUCCAUUUUCCGCCAUACCCUCACAGUAGCGUAUGACUCCCUGGAGGACGUUCUUGCUCAGUUGCCCACAUGUGGCGAUGAUGAGCGGGGACGAAUCCGCCUUCAGCUGGCUAAUACCAUCGAAGCCGUUCUCAAAUCGACGGAGCCCGCUCAAGGGCCUCAUGCUGUACAGCCACCACCUGUGCUACCCGCUGAUGCGACAGCCUUUCGGAUCAUCGCCAGGUCAAUCGUGCUCGCACAGAUCGAGCUACAGUCCACUGAUGAUGAGAUUUUGAAUGUCUUUCGCUCAAUGAGAGAACGCUUUGGACGUCUAUCGCUGCCUCAAUACCAUCGUAUUGUGUCCAGUGCUGGCUUGAAUGAGCGGAACGAGCUCAUCUUGGCCUUCUUUACAGAAGCGCAACGAGACUGGGAUGGCGCGACAGAUGAAUGGAUGCUCUACGCUCGAGCCAGAGCUCUCGCCACGCUAGGAAAAGCGACUCGGGUCCUCGACUCCUACUGGAAGGAGUAUGAGACAUGUCGAGCAGCCCCUCCAGAGGCGUACGGCCGUCACGCUGGCGUCAGCACCGAGAGGAAGCUCCACCCUCCACGAUAUCUCUUCACGUCUCUCCUCCAAUAUCAACUAGUCUCUGCUGCCCGCUCGACAAGUGGGCAGAGUUUUGGUCGCACCAAGGAGGUGCUGAGAGCCAUGAAUGCAUACGGCUUCGAACCCGAUCAGAACGUCUACCUUUUACUGCUUGGCACUAGUCCUAGUCUGAGACUGCACUUGCCUGAUCUGCUAGACUGGCUCGACAGAGAGGCUCAGCUGUACGAACCAGACCCCAAGGCGCGACCAGGCGACGUAUUCCUGCAGCUCCUUGUCCGCAGAGUGGGCGACCUGGCUGUCAGAGACGUCUUGCGACUGCUGGACCUCAUGGGUAUCGCAAGGGCAGGAUCCAAACGUCGUCAUACCCCGAAGUCGACCCCUCUCUUCCCUACGCGGAUGUCUUCACACGACGAGCAGCUCGGUGCCCAUGCCGCGGUGGCCUACAUGUAUGGUCGCCUGGCUCAGCCGCAGAGAGCCUUGUUUCACUUUCAGGCCUGCUGGAAGCUUCGAGAGCAUGACUACAAUCACGAAUGGUGUGGACGGGCGGCAGCGAGUGUCAUUGUGGCUUACAAUCUCGCUCAGGAGCCCCAAGCAGGAAUCGAUUUCGGUCUAGCUCUCAUCAACCCGACCCUGGACUCAGACAGCAAUGCUUCCCCUUUGCUCCCGCAUACUGCGACUUAUGGCGCUCUCAUCCGCGCAGCGGCCACGCUGCCAUCGGAAAAGGAUGCUAUAGAAGUGGUGCGAGUGCUCCUUUCUCUGCUCGUACAGCAAGGAGUCUCCUUCGACCGGCGCAUUCGUCAAAGUCUAGCUGCACUCUUUUACACUGCCCUGGGACCAGGUGAUGAUGGCUUGGAAGGCAUCAGACAGCUGCUUGAGAAGCUUAGUGAUGUCGCGCAGUCUCUGCCCAUCAGCCCCAAUCUGCCAUUGACUAAACCUACAGAGAGCGAGGAGAUUUUGCUGAACCCUUCAGAACGGAAGCGCAUCGGCAUGCUCCUUAUGGAGCUGAGCAAGCAGGGCUUCGAGCACCGCCUAGAAUUGAGGAACUUCAAGAAGAGGACAGGAAGAGUGCUUCGCAGCCGUCGACUGAUCAGACGUGCGGCAGCGGUGGCACUAGAACGAGAGAGCGCAGAAUGGAUUCGGAGCUAUUCGGAUCAGGUCUUUCCGUACGGCACAGAUCCUCUCGUGGGAUAUCACAGAGAGACCGAUCAGAAUAACAGCCCAGCAGAUGCGCACAUCACCGCGCCAUCAGGCACUCCUGAUAAUAGAUCCUCACGCAAUGGCAUCGCAAGACACCACAGGCAGGAGGAUGCAUUCUCUUCCUCCCUUGGCGGAGAAGUGGCGGGCCCCGAAGCUGUUCAAGCAGCUGAGGACGCGGCCAUGGACGUUGAAGAAGACUUCGAGGAGUCACUCUCAGCAGCCGGCUAUGCUAUGCGUCUGAGGGUCUUCUCGGUAGUUCGUCGCGAUCAUGUCGCAGCUGCACACCUAUUCCGCUCCAUGCAUGACAACGGCGUUAAACCCAGUAUGCUACAUGUUGCGCCCAUCGUCGAGGGUCUUUGUCUCGAUGGUAGGGUGGAAGAAGCGAGAUCUGUAGCUCAGAAUGCUAGCAAGAAGCUCGGUGUCCUCACCACCGCCCGCAUUCAAUCGGCGAUACUGCGUGCGCUAAUCCAAGAAGGCCGCUUGAGCGAAGCGCGAGCAGAGCUCGGAUCCUGGAUCAAGGCGGGUGGCAGCCCCAAUGAUUACCUCCAGCACAUCUUCGACGACGUUGAGUUCCCUCGUUUGGCCAGAGAGCAGACCUUCCGUGUUGCGCUGGCCGAGGCUCAGGCUGCUGACAAACCGCUCCACCUCGGAGAAGUCGACGAUGCCUUUCGCUUCUUGAUGAGGACCCAACGCUUUGUCUCUGCGCAGCGACUCGUUCUUCAAGCCGUGCAACAGACCGGUACACUGGCCGACUACAGCUUGCGUGUGGCGGUGCGCAAUGCCAGCAAGUACCUACGCAAGGUGCUCCAUCGCAGGGGCGUGGAGCCUGAAGCCGAGCCUGUUGAGCCUCAAAAAGACGACAAUGACAGAAUCUACUUGUUCACCCCACCGUCGGCGUCGGUGCUAACUCUUCCCUCUAGGCGAGACUCUUGGUCGGACGACAUUGCAUCUUCGACGUCCCCACUGGACCUUCCAGCCGAGAACGACGACGACUCUCUUCGCUCCGCCUUUUCCCUGAGCACGCAGCUCCGCCACCUUUUGCACAUCCCAUCAAACAAGGAGCUCCAACGCCAAAAGGCGGCGCGAGCCCAGUUCCGCCACGAUCUUGAGACGCUGGUGAUGGACAUUGCCAAGGGCGUGUACUCGAUUGCCGCUCUGCAGGGCAAGCAGACGCGGCUGCAGAGGCAAAUGGCCAAGGAGAUUCGAGAAGAGGAGGAGCAACACGUCGAAGGGCUGGAGUUUCUGCAACGGCCACCAGCAGGAGGAGCACAGCUCAGGGAACGGGCAAGGGAGAGGGCAAAGGAGAGGGAGAGGGAGAGGGAAAAGGAGGCGGCGGCGCUGCGAAGUGAGUCCGUCUCGUUUUCGCGUGCAUCUCGUCGUGCCUUUUGGAAGGAGCGACGUCAGCAACAGCGGCAGGAACGGCAGGAGCGACAGCAGAGGGAUGAACAGCAGAGGGCUCACCAGGAGGCAGGCAUCGUCGCCGCUGGGUUGGUCUGAUGGGCAAUAGAGCGGUGACGUCCAAGGCAGGUCGGUCAUGGCGGCCAUGUAGCGGAAGAAAUCUACCUGUCAUAGUCAACACAGUCACGCUUCACAGCCUUUUCUAGAAUACACCUCGAGCGGGCUCACAUGCACAAUGAGUAGGCUAGAGCAACUCGUGUGGUCUGGUGAUUACGACAGUCAGACAAGAAGGAAUGGUCAAAGG
Molecule: messenger RNA, 4200 nt
Organism: Microstroma glucosiphilum
Lineage: Eukaryota; Fungi; Basidiomycota; Exobasidiomycetes; Microstromatales; Microstromataceae
Exons: 1
Coding region: 213-3995 (1260 amino acids)
Molecular function (GO): protein binding
Source: RefSeq, a predicted model, not a curated record